GAAGAAACUGAGCCUCGCUGGGGUGGAGUCCCCCGUCCCACGUCACCGCGGCAGCAAGAGGCAGCACCGAGGUCUGGGGCCAGGGCUGGCUGCGGGCAGAACCCAGGCCCUACCUGGCGAUCCUGCUCCGCAUCUGGUUAGAGGAGAGAGGAGGCACGACAGGAAGCAGAUCGACUUGAUAACAAGCCCGAAGACGCAGGGAUUGUGACUAGACUGUGCAGACCAGGAAACCGAGGUGGCUCAGGUCUGGGAAGGCAUCGGACCCGGGUCACACAGCCAAAGCACCUGGGGCCUGCCCUCCUCCCCCCCGCUCCAGGCCAUGACGAUUCUGCCAUUGAUCAUGCUGGCUCUGGCGACAGGGCAUGUAGGGGGAGAGACCAGGAUCAUCAAGGGGUACGAGUGUUAUCCUCAUUCCCAGCCCUGGCAGGUGGUUCUGUUCCAGAAGACACGUCUGCUCUGUGGGGCAACCCUCGUCGCCCCCAAAUGGCUCCUGACAGCGGCUCACUGCCUCAAGCCCCAAUACAUAGUCCACCUGGGGAUGCACCACCUUCAGCGACAUGAUGGCUGGGAGCAGACCCGAAGGGCCACCGAGUCCUUCCCCCACCCGGACUUCAACAACAGCGUCCCCAACAAGGACCACCGCAAUGACAUCAUGCUGGUGAAGUUGGCGUCGCCCGCCAUCAUCACCUGGGCCGUGCGCCCCCUUACCCUGUCGUCACGCUGCGUCACCCCGGGCACCCGCUGCCUCAUCUCCGGCUGGGGCACCACGUCCAGCCCCCAGUUGCGCCUGCCCCAGACCUUGCGAUGUGCCAACAUCACCAUCAUUGAUCACAAGGAGUGUGAGAACGCCUACCCGGGCAACAUCACAACCACCAUGGUGUGCGCCAGUGUGCGGGAGGAAGGCAAGGACUCCUGCCAGGGUGACUCCGGAGGCCCGCUGGUCUGCAAUGGGUCCCUGCAAGGCAUCAUCUCUUGGGGGCAGGACCCCUGUGCCGUCAGCAGAAAGCCUGGCGUCUACACAAAGGUCUGCAAGUACGUGGACUGGAUUCACGAGACGAUGAAGAACAACUAGCCAGCACCAGCUCGCCAGCCUCACCCGCGCCCCGUCCACGCGUGGUGACGUGGCGCCUGUUCCUUCUGCUCCUGACGAAGCCGAAGCCCGGCCAGGGCCCCUUCACGCGUCCCCGGGGGCUUCCUGGGCUAGAUAGACGCCGACGCACAAUAAGCAACUUGUCGGAAUGAAUGAGACCGGAAUUCAUUAACCUGGGAGUCUGGGGGGUGGUUGUUUGGUAGCUGUUUGGUUCGCUGUUGUAUCCCAGGCCCAAAGACAGUUCCUGGCAUGAGAUUUCAAUAAAUGUUUAGUACAUGGA
Molecule: messenger RNA, 1370 nt
Organism: Myotis davidii
Lineage: Eukaryota; Metazoa; Chordata; Mammalia; Chiroptera; Vespertilionidae
Product: kallikrein-11
Exons: 6
Coding region: 320-1072 (250 amino acids)
Biological process (GO): proteolysis
Molecular function (GO): serine-type endopeptidase activity
Source: RefSeq, a predicted model, not a curated record